This is a messenger RNA of Salmo salar (Atlantic salmon), 2192 nucleotides long. RefSeq names its product protein LRATD2. Lineage: Eukaryota; Metazoa; Chordata; Actinopteri; Salmoniformes; Salmonidae. The record is from RefSeq and is a predicted model, not a curated record.
CAAGUCGAGAUCUGCCUGCCAUCGAAUCCACAAUCACUCGCAGGCUUCACUAUCGCCUCUGUGGUGUUGACGGAAACUAUUCAUGCAGCCUACUUAUAUCGGCGAGCACGGACAUAACAUACAUUUAGUCACCGGGCACGAAGAGCCUGUAACCGAUUAAUCGAUCUAAUCGUAUUGUGCAUGAUAGUUAAAUGUUCUUACUUUACGCACGUAGAAUAGACUAGGCAACAUCAAUCCACAGCAAGGUACCUGUUGAUUUGAAUAGGCUUCCUCACAGCCGUCCGCUGCUUGGGAGUACUACGUUGGUUUUUUGGGAGAUCUGCGGCUACAGAUGGAUCGGAGUCCAUUGGGAGGUUGUCAUUCGUUUACCCGGGUUGUGUGUUACAGAGGCGGCUACAGAUGGCGAUGAUCCUCGGCUUUUAAGAGGUGGACCGCCCGGCAGCGUCCUUUAGGAACGUCAACAUCCUCACUAUCAGCUACCGAGGGAGGGGGGCAUGGGUAACCAGGUGGAUAAAAUUAAACUGUCACAUCCAAGUUACGCAGAAGUUCCCACAGUGGACCCCAACGGGCUGGACACUGAGGAAGGUCCACGGAUCGGAGUGUCUUAUAUUUUCUCAACAGAUGACGAGGAACCGGAGGGUGAAAACAGUAACGUAGAUGGAGCGGAUAAAGAGCACCAGACUGCUACGGAACAGAAACACCACAAGAGAAACGAGGUGGAGUGCGCCGUUUACCACCGGGGGGAAUGUAUUUAUGAGAAGAGCGUUAAGACCGCGGGCAUGGAAAUAUACUCCCCUGAGAAUCUACUAAACAAAUGCAAGGCAGGUGACCUGCUGGAGUUUGUAACAACGGGACAGUACCCCCACUGGGCGGUGUAUGUCGGUGACUUCCAGGUGGUGCACCUGCACAGAGCAGAGAUAAAGAAUAACUUCCUGACAGACGCCAGCCAGGGAAGGAGAUGUAGGAUAGUCAACGAGCUGUAUAAAUUCAAAGCCCUCGGCGUCGAGAUGGUGGUUCAGAACGCUAUGGAACAGGUAGGAGCUAAAGACGGAGAGUUGAGCUGGAGAAAUUCAGAGUGUUUUGCCGCUUGGUGCAGGUUUGGCAAACGAGAGUUCAAAAUGGGUGGGGAGAUCCGGAUAGGAAAACAGCCAUACAGGUUAAAGAUCCUGAUGUCAAAUAAACAGUCUCACAUGCUGGAGUUUCAGUGUUUGCAGGACUUGAUCACGGAGAAGAGGAGACAGGACCAAGUGGGAAGGACAUCAGUGGACCAGGAGCUGGCCAAUCAUUUGAACAGUGUGGAAGAGAUCAGAAGUGAUCCACUCAGUGAUCCAAUAACUGCACAGAUUGCUCAGUGAUCCAAUAACAGCACAGAUUGCUCAGUGAUCCAAUAACAGCACAGAUUGCUCAGUGAUCCAAUAACAGCACAGAUUGCUCAGUGAUCCAAUAACAGCACAGAUUGCUCAGUGAUCCAAUAACAGCACAGAUUGCUCAGUGAUCCAAUUACAGCACAAUAAAUGGCACAUUGUGUGUUUUUUUUGACGAAUAGAAUCAAAUGGCACAUUGUGGUUUUUGAUGAAUAGAAUCAAAUGGCACAUUGUGGGUUUUGAUGAAUAGAAUCAAAUGGCACAUUGUGGUUCUUGAUGAAUAGAAUCAAAUGGCACAUUGUGGUUUUUGAUGAAUAGAAUCAAAUGGCACAUUGUGGUUCUUGAUGAAUAGAAUCAAAUGGCACAUUGUGGUUUUUGAUGAAUAGAAUCAAAUGGCACAUUGUGGGUUUUGAUGAAUAGAAUCAAAUGGCACAUUGUGGUUUUUGAUGAAUAGAAUCAAAUGGCACAUUGUGGUUUUUGAUGAAUAGAAUCAAAUGGCACAUUGUGGGUUUUGAUGAAUAGAAUCAAAUGGCACAUUGUGGGUUUUGAUGAAUAGAAUCAAAUGGCACAUUGUGGUUUUUGAUUGAUGGAAGAAAGAUAUUCUGCAUCUUUGAGACUAUGAUUUGUUUAUGUUUCAUAAUGAUUAAUAUGAUAAUAUAUUUUGCAUGUUUUCAUGUCUGUAACAGGAAACGAUCAUACAUUCAUACCUAAGGUUAUGUCAUUCUGAUGAAAACAUGUCGUAGAGUAUAGGUUGAUCAAUCAUCUAGCUUAUUGUACCGUACCAAUCAUCUGAGUCAAGUAAAUUAUCAUUACAUCUUUGCAAUCAAA